Molecule: messenger RNA, 7089 nt
Organism: Amphiprion ocellaris (clown anemonefish)
Lineage: Eukaryota; Metazoa; Chordata; Actinopteri; Pomacentridae
Product: LIM domain-binding protein 3-like
Exons: 16
Coding region: 239-2080 (613 amino acids)
Biological process (GO): muscle structure development; heart development; actin cytoskeleton organization
Cellular component (GO): adherens junction; filamentous actin; Z disc
Molecular function (GO): actin binding; muscle alpha-actinin binding
Source: RefSeq, a predicted model, not a curated record
UCGGAGCUGCGGGGAAAACCAGCGGCGGCAGGUACACACCGGGUUAAGUGCACGGAGGGGGCCCUGCUGGGCGGAAGCAGCAGGAGCAGGUGGGCGGUGUCAUCCAGCAGAUCAUCUGAGAUCAGAGAGACGACUCACCGCUGCCAACGCCGCCGCUCCUCCCUCCUGUCAAGUCUCUCCAGCCGCUGCGGGGUUUUAUUCAGAAAACCUGGUUUAGUUUCAGAGGAUCUCUGGAAGAAUGAGUGCCUACACUGUGUCGCUGCCUGGCCCUGGCCCCUGGGGCUUCAGACUGCAGGGGGGGAAGGACUUCAACAUGCCGCUGACCAUCUCAAGGAUCACUCCGGGCAGCAAGGCGGCACAGGGCAACCUGAUCCAGGGGGACGUCAUCGUGGCCAUCGACGGCGUCAGCACUGAGGGGAUGACUCACCUAGAGGCUCAGAACAAGAUCAAGAUGGCCAACUACAACCUGGCACUUACCAUGGCCAAGUCGAAGCGCCCUGUUGCCAUGCCGAUGCCGAGAAUAGAUGCCGCGAUUCCCAUGAUCCCUCACCAGCAGGUUUUCUCCCCCGCUGCUCCCAACACUGGCUUCAAUCCCGGCGUGCUUGACUCCGCCCUCUCCACCCACAAGCCCAUCGAAGUGACGGGUCCCGGCGGUAAGGCCACCAUUAUCCACGCUCAGUACAACACGCCCAUCAGCAUGUACUCGCAGGACGCCAUCAUGGACGCCAUCGCAGGGCAGACACAGGCCAAAGGGCAUGACGCUGGUAGUCUUCCAGUUAAAGAUCCCCUCGAAUACAGCUCCUCCCCGGUUUAUCAGGCUGUCCAGAGUGCAGAGAAGGACCUGGAGAGCUGGACCAGAGUCUCCAACGUAAAGUCCAAGUCCUUCAAGGUCCUGGCCCACAUGACGGGAACCGAGUCUGUACCAGAGGAGGAGGAUGGGGCGGCGCUGAGGAGCAGCAGCCUGAAGCGACAGUCGGCGGCUGCUUUCAGCCUCCAGCACCGAGCUGCUGUUCCCAGUUACGGUCCACCUCCUGCGAUGCAUCAGGCUCCACAAGCCCCGCCCCCUCAGCAGUACCAGCCAAUCCCGCAGCAGUACCAGCAGUCGCCUAUGCAGGCUCCGCCAACCCAGCAGAGCUCAAUCCAGAUACCUGUUGGCCCCGCCCCCCCGAAGGUGGUGAGCACCGCCUGCAUCUACCCCUCCCAGCCAGCUCCAGCUCCAGCUCCGGGUCCCCCCCAGCCACGUCCUCCAGCUGCUGUCCCGGCUCCUCCUCCAGCGGCCCCUGACUCCUCCAACAGACCUCCCUGGGUGACCGACACCAACUUCGCCGAUAAGUUUGACCCCGGUAAGAUGACCACCUCCGUGAAGGUGCAGCCACUGCCUCAGGCCGCUCCUCCUCCUCCAGCCUACAUCCCCAACCCCUCACCUGCCGGGCCUCCAGCUCCAAGCCCCGCCUCCAUCACCCCCAGCCCCGCCCCCUUCCCACCUGUAGCGAGAGGCGUGGCUCAGCGGGCUGAGAGGUUUGCUGCCAGCAGCCGUACGCCGCUGUGUGGAGCCUGCAACAGCAUCAUCAGGGGCCCCUUCCUGGUGGCCCUUGGUCGGUCCUGGCACCCCGAGGAGUUUAACUGCCACUACUGCCACAUGUCACUGGCCGACGUCAGCUUCGUAGAGGAACAGAACAACGUCUACUGUGAGAACUGCUACGAGGAAUUCUUUGCUCCAACUUGUGCUCGUUGCAACACCAAGAUCAUGGGGGAAGUGAUGCACGCCCUGCGGCAGACGUGGCACACUUCCUGCUUCGUGUGUGCAGCCUGCGGUAAAGCCUUCGGAAACAGCCUCUUCCACAUGGAGGACGGAGAACCGUACUGUGAGAAAGAUUACGUUGCACUGUUCAGCACCAAGUGUCACGGCUGCGACUUCCCUGUGGAGGCUGGAGAUAAAUUCAUCGAGGCUCUGGGUCACACCUGGCACGACACCUGCUUCGUCUGCGCGGUUUGCCACAUCAACCUGGAGGGUCAACCUUUCUACUCAAAGAAAGACAAACCUCUGUGCAAGAAGCACGCCCACGCCAUCAACGUGUAGAAGCCAGCUGGCUGACGAUCCCACCGUGAAACCACGAAUGCCAGCCGACGACUUUUACAGAUGUGUGUAAACGCUCUUUAUGCAAAUGCACGUUUUUUUGGGUGCAUUAACGUUAAUGUUUAAAUCGACGCUGCCUGAUGAUUCUGCUUCAUAAGAGGAACUUCUGUCGCCCAUCAAACUCGUUUUAUUACGUACUGUAGAUUUUUUUCUUACGUUUUCUACCAGAAACUGUUUGUGUGUCGAUGCCGUUCAUAUCAUACGGUUGUACGGAGUUUGAAGAGUGCCAAGAUAAAUAACUCUAGAUUUUUUGAAAUAGUUCAAUUAUGAUCAACUAUUAAACUACUAAAUACUAAAGCAAGAGUUAAACUGACUCAAAAUUAAAUCUAAUGUUGCUUUUUUUCCCUGUUUAUUAUAUAUUUUAGAGGGAUAGUGCACAAUUAGAAGGAAUUGCGCCAAAGUUAGCUAGCAGCUAAUUUACUGUUGUCACAGCUGGUUUUAAACACUGCAAAGCUUUCUAAUGUUAAAUAUUUUACUCAUUUGUUUAAUUUAUGUAAGAGUGUCACCUAACACAUAACGUAUUUAAACAGUAAAAUAUUAAAUUAAUUUGUUAAAAAAGAAGCACAUUUGUGAUCUUUUUAACAUUAAAAUGUGUAUUUAUUUCUACAAGUACCCUUAAUAUGUAAUUUCAGUUUCAAUUUAUGUGAUUUUUGUAAUGUCUCAAGUUAAAUUUUAAAUGACUUUCUUUCUAAACGUUUUUUAAAAAUGUAAAAAUUUCCACACUGGUUAUAAUUAAAUGCUGAAAAUGUUUUUCCGGUGGCACGCUUCAGACUCCGUAUAUUUGAACUGCACAGCUCAUAUUGUUUUCAUUGUAUCUCGGACUUGUCUUGGUAAUGUGCCUAUUUUGACUUAUUUAGGUCAUUUGAGCGCUACCUUCUUAUUUUUAUUUCACUUUAAGUUUGAAAUAGUGUUUUAUCAAAGUUUGGUGUAAAAUUAUGCCAUAGAAGCUCAAAGGUUUAUUAACAGCAGCUGACUGAACAGUGAAGCUUUUCCUUUUUUAUGUAAAAUGCCUAAAUUUGGUUUGUUUGAUGGUCUGUCAGUGAAUGUAACACAGGAAACGUGGCUAGGUGACACUUUUCUCUGGUCACGUUCCAGCAGGUUAAAUCUGAAAAACAAGUCCAAGUGCACAACGACUCUGAGUCAGUUAAAAUAACACGCAAAAUAGCAGUAAUGAGACACAAAAGUGACACAGAGAGCAAUCAAAUUGACUACAAAGAGACACAAACAUGUAGAAAAACACGCAAAACAGGUACGAAGAGAUACAAAAUGAUGACAAAGACACACAGCGCAUAUACUUGCAAAAUUACCUCAAAGACACUAAAAGACUACAAACAUACACAAAAGGAAACAUGAAGAGAUGUAAAAUAGCCACAAAGACACAAAAUGUCUACAAAGCAACACAAAAGCAAGUAUGAAAAGAUGUAAAAUGACUAAAUAGACACAAACAGCUACAAAAACACACACAGAAAGACUUUUAAGAAGCAUAAACAACCACAAAUAGAAACACAUUAACUACAAAGAAGCAAAAAAAAAACAGCUGAGACAAAAAAUGAUGACAGUUGAACAAAAUGCUACUUAAAGAGACACAAAAUGACUGCAGUUAGACAUGAGACAACAACAUAGUGAGACAAAAAGACAGUAGACCAACACAAAAGCAACUAUGAAAAGAUGCAAAAUGACUAAAAAGACACAACACAGCUACAAAGACACACACAAAAUGACUAGAGUAGAACAAAAAUAACAACACACACGACCACAAAGAGACACAAAAAUGACAUUAAAUGAUCCAAAUUAACCUCAAAGAAACACAAAAAGGCAUCAAAGAGAGACAUAGACAUGCAAAGUGACUGCAGUGAAACAACAAAGACGCACAAAAUGACCACAAAGAGACACAAAAUGACUGCAGUUAGACAUAAAACAACAACAAAGUGAGACAAAAAGACUGUAAACCAACACAAAAGCAACUGUGAGGCAAAAUGAGUAAAAUGACAGAAAAGCUACAAAGACACACACAAAAAGACUACAGUAAAACAAAAAAAGACAACAAAGAGACACAAAAUGACCACAAAGAGACACAAAAUGACCACAGAGACACAAACAGUCGAUAAAGGGAUAAAUAAUGACCUCAAGCCACACAAAACAAGUGUACAAACAUGCAAAAUGGCCACAAAGACACACAAAACAAGUAGAAAGACAUGAAACAUAACCACAAAGAGACACAAAAUGACCACAAAGAAACACAAAAUGACCACAAAGAAGCACAAAACAACAACAUGACACCCAAAACAAGUAUACAAACAUCUAAAAUAACCACAAAGACACACAGCACUACCACUAGUCUGGACUAGUUCCUCUGGGCAGCGUGUCGGUGCUUUUGGUUUGUUUUUGAACCUGCUCAGGUGAUGAUGUUGGAGUGAAUCUAUUAAUUUGACUUCUUGUCACGACGCAGCCAAUAACCUCCAGUUUCAUAUUUAUUGAUGAUUGAACUGUGUGAUAUUUAUUGAGGAGCUAAUAUAUCGUCACCGCUGUGUCCAGCGCUUCUCAGAUUAUUAUUGUUUAGUUGAUGAAUUGUUUGGCAUCACAAGAUGUAUUUUCUUUGUUUUUUCUUUUUUUUUUAUAACGACACUGUAAAUGUCCUGAAGUGUAACAGCCUCAAUGUUUAUUUUUCACCACUAAGGCAAAUAUUGGCUCUUUUCACAUGACGCAACGACUCUAUUCACACUGAAUUUAGUUCGGAAAAAAUGCUAGAACCUUUUAUGUGCAGAGAAACGAGCGAGUUUUUCAAUCAUUUAGCAGCCCACAGUGGCCAUUAGAGGAACUACAACUAAAGAAACUGCAAUGUUUGAUUCAGAAAAUUCUGUUUUCCACCUGAACCGUGAGGAUUUGGCCGCAAUUCUGGGGGAAAAAAGCAACAAGCAUUUUUAUUUAUGUAGAGAAAUUGUUGGGUUUUUUUUCCAGUUAAUUUCUGUUUUAGCUGCAUCUGGUGGCCAUUAGAGGAACUGCAACUAAACAAAGGGCAAUUUUUGAUUAAGAACAAUCUAUUCUCCAGAUGAACCUUAAGCAACAAAGAUUUCCAUUUGUGUAGAUAAGUUGUUGGUUUUUCCAACUGAUUUCGGUAGAAGUUUGUGUUUUAGUAGCAUCUGGUCAUUCAUGGAACUGCUAUUAAACAAAUUUCAGUAUUUGUUUAAAAAAAUCUAUUUUUCAGGUGAACUUUUAGAAUUUGGGCACACAUUUGGGGAAAAAGAGCAGCACAAAUUUUUAUUUAUGUAGAGAAUUUGUUACUUUUUCCAAUUCAUUUCAAUACAGGCAGUGUAUUUAGCAACCCCUGGUGGUCAUUACAGUAACUGCAACUAGACAAGCUGCAGCUUUUCCUUUAAAAAAUAUUUAUAUUUUUCAGAUGAACUGGAAUGACUUUGGUGCAAAUUUUGAAAAAAAGUAUGGAUUUUAAAUAUAUUUUUUAAACGUUUGUGUUUUUAAACAAGCAAUAUGUUUUAGCAGCCUCUGGUUGUCAUUAGAGGAACUACAGCCAGCGAUUAACAAUUCUGUAUUUUUAAGAUGAACUUGAAGGACAUUAUUCCAAGACACCAUAGAUUUUUAUAUUUACAGACAGAAUUGGCUGGUUUUCCAAUCAACUCUGAUACUUACAGUGUGUUUUUAGCAGCCUCUGGAGACCAUUAAGGGAACUGCAACUAAAUAACCUGUAAGUUUUGAUUUAAAAUAUUAUACUUUCAUAUGAACUUGAUCAAGUUUGGCACAGUUUUGGGCAAAAAAGCUAAAAGGAUUUUUAUUUCUAAAGAGAAAAUGGUGAUUUUCCAAUUACUAAACAAACUGCUGCCUUUACUUUAAAAAAAAUCUGUAUUUGUCAAAUGAACUUGCAUUACUAUCGAAAUGCAAUAUUGACUUUCAUUUCUGUUCAAAAAUUGGUAGUUUUCCAAUUCAUUUUAAUACAUGUUCAUGUUUGAGGGACUACAACUAAGCAAACUGUAGCUUUCGGUUUUAAAAAUGUGAUAUUUUUUCGGACGAAUUUGAAUUACUUUGGUGUAAGUUUAAAGAAAAGACAAUAUUAUGUUUAAUUUUUUUCCGAAAAUUGGUAGUUUACCGCUUCAUUUCAAUGCAAGCAGAGUGUCUUUAGCAACAUCUAGUGGCCAUUGGAGGAACUACAACUAAGCAAACUAACUUUUGGUUUUAAAAAUGUGGCAUUUUUUUCGGAAGAAUUUUAAGUACUUUGGGGUAAGUUUAAAGAAAAGACAAUAUUGACUUGAUUUAUGUGCGAAAAUUAGUAGUUUUCCAAUUAAUUUCAAUACAGGCUGCUUGUUUUUAGCCAUUAGUGGAACUGCAACUACACAAGUUGUCAGGAAGCACAUUUUCCGAUGUUUUGCAGUGUGAACAGAGCCUAAAAUACACUGAACAGAUGAUUUAUCACAGACGGACUUUUGGUUUUAAACAGUUAAUGUUUUUCAGAUGAACUUUGACUUGAAGUUUUGUUUUUUUGUGAGGAAAUUUAAAAUGUUCAGGCGCGUCUCCAACGUUGAAUCAUGCCUUGUUGGACGCCUCCCGGUGAUCUGUUGGUGUCUGAACUUCAUCUCAUCUUGGUCCGACCAGCACACUGUGUGCUGGUGUACAGUUUUUACUCUGAAUUGUACUUUUAUACGGUUUGUGUGUUUCUCAGAGCGUGAAUGUGUGCAUGCAGAAGAGUUUGUCGCAGCAUGUCAGUAUUAGUUUGUGUUUGUGUCACUGCGUCAUGACAGCAGAGAAGCAUUAACCCCGCUGUUGUUUAAUACUAGAGUGUUUGAACUGGUUUUAGUGUCACUGAGGAGCAGCAGGACGGGUGGAGAGAAGCUGAAGUCACAUUAAAACUCUGCUUUACUACAUUUGUUUAACAGGUUUUGAACAUUUGAAGAUUAUUUGUGUUGCAGGUUGAAUAAAAUGAGCACUGAAACACUUGAAAACAA